Debaryomyces tyrocola is the source of this 225-nucleotide messenger RNA. The record is from the annotation of a GenBank genome assembly. Lineage: Eukaryota; Fungi; Ascomycota; Pichiomycetes; Serinales; Debaryomycetaceae.
AUGGAUAACAAAAUGACUAUAGAUUACUAUGUCAUUAAUGAUCCAGAAACUGUGGAGCAUGGUAUUACUUUGAGGUCAAUAGCGGGAUUUUUCUAUAAGAAUGAGGCUGAUUCGAUUGAUACAAAGGGCAGGUUGAAGAAGACUUUCGAGUUGGCAAGAAAAACUGAAGAACUGGAUCCAUUUCUGAACGUAAAUUUCCUUAUGGAUGUUCGGGAUAAUUGUUAG